AUGAAGUGCACUUUCGGCAAGGUUGACUUAAUUGAAAUCCCUUUUCUGCUUGCAGCAACAUCGGAUAACAACGCCUUCACGUGUGUUCCGCCGUCGAUCCACGUACUUCAACCACCAUCGACCAGUCUCUACUCUGCCGGCAAGGUGAACGAUGCACCUCAGGCUCCAUUCCGCGUCCCUUCUUCCAACGAUCCCAUCUGGGCUUCCACCGAAGAGUCCGCCACUCUGUCUUCGCCCUACGUUUCUGAGAGCUCCGAUAACGAGGACGGCGAGCCAAAGUGCGCCUGGUAUUCCAUCUACGAGGGUCGAACAAAGGAAGUGUCGGUGUGCAACCUAACGCCGGGUCAGACCUUCCAGUUCCGUGUUCGUGCAACUUCGUGCCGGACAAAUGCACCUGGCCAGAAUGCAAGUCGCAAGAACUCCUCCAACCCAGUCUUCUGGGGUUGCGCCUCAGAAUCAUUGCUUAAAGUCACUACUCCAGCGGUGCCACCGAUAAACCCACCAUCGAACCUCCGUCUGUUUGGUCGCCCGAAACCUACGGGCAUCCGGCUAACAUGGGAUCCGCCAACGUCAAACGGGGGAGCCCCGAUUCUCUCUUAUGAAGUCUGGCAAUCACUAUGCGACCCCAUCUCAGGCAGCCCGAUUAAAUUGCCUUCUCCCAAAAAUGCUUCGCCAAUGGUUACUGUGUCAUCCGAGAGUAUGCAAGAUCUUCACAGUGCUCUGGCCCAGCAUUCUUCACCUCCCGCGCUCUCGGCUCCAAGUUCCGUGUCUUCAAGUCCGCUUCACCAGUCUGGCAAGGCGCCGAACUCGCGUUUGGUGUUCUCAGGUGGGGAAAAUAGUUGCGAAAUCUCUGGGCUGCAUUCAGGGCAGUCAUUUGCCUUCCGAGUUAGGGCUAGGAAUUCGACGGGCUGGUCGGACUGGUCAGAGUGGUGCACAUUCUCGACAGCGCCGUCUCCCCCCGGGGAACCAAGCGGGCCCCCGAGGGUGAAGCCGACGUCCGCGACUAGCGUGGCAGUCAGCUGGGAGCGAGUGGAGCAGACGAACGGUGCAGAGAUUACCGAGUACAGGGUGGAAUGGCAACCGAAUGUGGUCGAACCAUCGGAAACGUGUACGCCGCCAGAACGUGAUCAGGUGGACCUAGUGCUCUCACCCACUGAGAACUCAGUGAACGGAUCAAAAAUUUCCGCUUCUUCGUCGUCAACCUGCCCGCCAACGUGCCCGAAUGACGGGUUCCAACUGGUUUACUCCGGCGGCGAAUGCCACUUUGAGUUGCAUGACCUCCAACCAGCCUCGAGGAUAGCCUUUCGGGUGUGCGCUGUAAACUCCGCCGGAGCGGGCAAGUGGAGUCCCCUGGGGGGCUGCGUUAUGCCGGCCUCCCGACCCGGCCAACCCUCCGGUCUCGCCUUAGACCGCAGCGCCGUCAGCCCCACAGGCGAAGCGGAGACGUGCGUCGGCGGGGUCUCCAUGACAACUGCGCGCCUCGUCUGGAUCGUCCCCGUUGACAACGGCUGUCCCAUUACAAGUACUCCUUAUUUUGUUUUCGUUUCAGUACUAAUUUGUGAUGCAUUGUUUUUGCUCCUAUUGAUCCUUUCUUUCUACAGCUACAACCUUGAGCUAACGCGCUAUAACGGCCACAUUUCACAGGCUUCCCUCACCACCGUCUCGGGUAAUUCAGGCACCAAACAGUUUCCGCUGUGCGUAGACGGAGGGGAUCUUAUUCCAGUCUCUCCGGAACCGCUGUCUUUGGAAGAUGAAUGUAAGGCCGAUGGUGGCGACGUCGGUGGUUGUGACCUUCGUAACGUCCUGUGCAUUUCCGGGUCUCCGAGCCUCCUCUCCUCGUCUUCUUCCUCGCUCUCCCCCAUUCCUUCUGUUGGCGUCGAACCAGGCUCCGCACCGUCUUCAAAUGUCUCGUCAGAGAGCGGUCGACCACGGCAUCACCAUGCCCUCUCCAGACCCUCAAGUCUGAAGGCACGGCAUCUUGCUCCUGGUGGCGGAAGGGCCGUGGAGUACGUCCGAUAUAAACUCACUGGGCUGGACAUUGGAGCGAAAUACAGAGUCCGAGUGCAAGCUCUGAACGCCGUUGGCGUGAGCCCUUUCUCAGGAAUCCUUCACUUCUCCACCCUCCCACAGCUUCCGCCUCCUCCAACUCUGUGUUGUGUCGGCUCCACCGCGGGGAGCAUCAAACUCCGGUGGUCCGCCUCCUCCCCCGACUCAGCACACGACGACAGUGACGACGGCCCCUCCAAGCCGAGACCGUCGACUCCUCCUGCCAACAUUAAAUACGUCCUGGAGAUGAGCAAGAAACCGGAAUCCAAGGGUUGGGUGACUGUAUUUGAGGGGCCGCAGACCUCCUUCAAGGCGCGCAAGCUAACUGAGGCAACGCUCUACUACUUCCGCGUCGCCGCUGUCAAUGUCAGUGGAAAGGGUGCCUUCUCGGAGGUCAUUAGUGAAAAGACCGCUUACUUGCACCCUCCACCUGUUGAUGCUCCCCAAGUGGUUGAGGUCGAUUGUACCGCGUGCAAGCUUCAAUGGCCGGCGUUGAACAGCAUUGGCCAGGAUCCUCUCAUCUAUCUGGUCCAUCUAACUCAAGUGCCCAGCGCCGUGUCGGCGUCCAUUGAGUCCGAGGAAGAUGCCGUGACGGUGUACCGUGGCGCCGAAACCUCGUGCACCAUCACCAACCUCAGCCCGGGACGGAAUUACAUAGCCCGAGUUUGCGCGAUCCGCUGUUGUCAAAAGGAAACUGUCGAUGACCAGUCUCUCACUCCGCCCAAGACGACUUUGCAGUGCAACAACAGAGACAUCGACCAAGACGCCGAUGCCUCACAGCUAACACUUCCAACGCACGCUUCGACUUCUUGUUCACCAAAGAUAACACUCCUCCACGGUCCAUUCUCUGUCGGAACAGCGUUCACAACUCUUGCCCAAAAGCAGACACCGGUUGGUCAGCUCAUCAACUCGCUUUGGUGUCGAACACCCUUCACCAGAGAGCAGUCGACUUUCCCACUACCGACACUGCAUUUUCGACGUCCAAAUCUAACAAGUCACCUGGCGACCCUCACCGCGUGGGUCCACCGCGCCCGAGCAUCUGCGGCCUUCCGACGCCUCAUCAUCCGCCCAGCGACUUCUUCGCGGGAUCGUGCUCAGCGACGAAUGGCCUGUUUACUCGUUGUCGGCUUUGUUCUCUUCACACUCCUUUGUGCUUGGUUUGCGAACCAAUUUCUCCUCAAAUUCUCCGACGAAUCGCCAGCAGUCAGGUGGCCCGGUGGCGGUGCUCUGGAGGACAGCAGUUCGUCGGCUCGCGCUGCCCUCUACGCAACGCGUGGACGUCAACACCAUCAACCGUGA
This is a messenger RNA of Mesocestoides corti, 3345 nucleotides long. The record is from the annotation of a GenBank genome assembly. Lineage: Eukaryota; Metazoa; Platyhelminthes; Cestoda; Cyclophyllidea; Mesocestoididae.